Molecule: messenger RNA, 1181 nt
Organism: Populus trichocarpa (black cottonwood)
Lineage: Eukaryota; Viridiplantae; Streptophyta; Magnoliopsida; Malpighiales; Salicaceae
Product: LIM domain-containing protein PLIM2b
Exons: 5
Coding region: 386-1006 (206 amino acids)
Biological process (GO): actin filament bundle assembly
Cellular component (GO): actin cytoskeleton; plasma membrane
Molecular function (GO): actin filament binding
Source: RefSeq, a predicted model, not a curated record
AAAAAGUCAGAGCACCAAACCUUUUUUUACUCCAAUCCAACAGGUUUACAUCCACAAUUAGAUAAUUAACAUUUUUAUCUCAUAGAUGUUUGGGAUCUCCAAUCACGUGUCCGCUUUACACAGGUCGAUCCAAAGCAAUUUUCUCCAUUGCAAGAGAAGCCAAGAAUUUGUGACGAACUUGGUAUAAAUUAGUUUUGUUUUGACAAGAGAGAGACUUCUUUGUUUAAUUUCCAUGUGUCUGAGGAGGGAACGAAGAACAACCCCAGGGUGCUUUUCAUUGUUCGGACACCUCUUAGAUUCUCAGACAACUUGAACACAAAAAUAUUUCCCGAGUUCCAGGAUCAUUUUGAAGGAUACAAGGAAAGAGGAAUAAAAAGAAAGAACAAUGGCAUUCACGGGAACCCUGGAUAAGUGCAAGGCUUGUGAUAAGACUGUUUAUUUUGUUGAUAUGAUGUCUCUUGAAGGGGUGCCUUAUCAUAAAUCCUGCUUCAAAUGCAGCCACUGCAAAGGAACUCUUGUGAUGAGCAACUACUCAUCCAUGGAUGGAGUCCUCUACUGCAAGACUCAUUUUGAGCAACUUUUCAAGGAGGGUGGAGAUUUCAGCAAGAAUUUUCAGAAAGGGAAGCCCGAGAGGACUCAUGACCUGUCUAGGAUCCCCAGCAAGCUAUCUUCAGUGUUCUGUGGAACCCAAGACAAAUGCUCCGCUUGCGGCAAAACAGUGUACCCAUUGGAGAAGGUUACCAUGGAGGGAGAAUGUUACCACAAGACAUGCUUCAGGUGUGCUCAUGGUGGAUGUCCACUCACACAUUCAUCUUAUGCUGCUCUUGAUGGAGUCCUCUACUGCAAGGUCCACUUCGCUCAGCUCUUCAUGGAAAAGGGAACCUACAGCCAUGUCCUUGCAUCAGCUGCACACAAGAGAUCAAAUUCCACACCUCCUGAACUGGCCGAGUCAAACCCAGAGGAAAGAGCUGCUGUGGAGGAGGAAAAGUCAGAAGAGCAAUCAUAAACAAAGCACAUCAUGUUUUCUUGCAUUGCUAUCUUUUCAAGUUGCCAGGACUGCUUUGAGUUUUCAUGUUGUUGAAUAUUAUUGCCGGAUUGUGUUCAAAGUUUGUUUUUGGAUUUGACUAUCUGUGUUACAGAUGCCUUGCUACAGGAUAUUGAAUUGCAAUAGUUUUUACAAA